AGAGAUUUUGUAUUGCUGGCUUGAGUGCAUCACUGUUCUUUGGUGAUCAUAGAGAGAGAUAAUAUAAAUGGCUGAAUUAGCUUUGACUGGGACUUUAUUUCUGGCUGAUACUCUGUUAGCCUUUCUCAACCAGAGAGACGGCCAUGAAAAUGUUCAUGUUGAAGUUGGAAAGCUUGCAAAUUGGCUGAAGUUGAUGAAAUCAUAUAUAACCGAUGAACAGCCAAAUGAAUCUCAACAAGUUGCCAAAGAUCUCGUGAAGCAAGCUCGAGACGUGGCUUAUGACAUCGAAGAUAUUCUCGACGAAUACAUGCUUCGUCUGUCGCGUGCUGAAUACCAUAGCUAUGCGGUUACAACUUUUGCAUCCAAGAUUUUCCAUUAUCCAGCGGACAAGAGAGCUCUCGGGACCCUGUCGGACAAUAUGAAAACUGUCGAAAGCAAAAUCGAGCAACUUUCAAAAGGACGGGCGCUUCUACGUCCUGGUAAUAGUACUUCUGAUGCUGUCUCAGAAGCAGGUUCAAGCUCUGGCUUCAGACAUGAAGCUUUUGCGAAUCUUGCAGCAGAUGAAAUUGUGGGUUAUGAGGAGCAGAGAAAUUUGCUUCUUGAUCUCGUAACAGGACGAGAUACGAGGCGUAUUACAGUUGCAGUGGUUGGUGCUGCUGGAUCCGGCAAAUCUUUGCUUGUCAAAAAUAUUUAUGACAGUAGAGAAGUUCAACAACAGUUUGAUUGUGUUGCUUGGGUUCAUGUGCCUCAACCCUUUAGACUUGAUGAUCUGUUGCAGCAAAUCCUGCACAAUGAUCUGAAGCACAAAAGAUAUCUUGUAGUUCUUGAUGAUAUUUGGAGGCAAGAUGAUUUGGACAAGAUUAUCUCUGCUUUACCUUACGCUGUCGAUGGCUGCAGGAUAAUUUUUACGAGCCAGAUUACGGGUUCUUGUGGUCGGUUAUCCAAUCACGUCAUUGAAUUGAACGGAUUGUCAUCAAUGGAUUCUUUGAAGCUUUUCUGUAAGAAGGCUUUUGGAACUAGAGAAUGUCCUGAUGAGCUUGUGAAAUUGUCUCAGAAUAUUGUGACGAGAUGCGAAGGCCUGCCCUUUGCGAUUGCCAAUCUGGGGAGUUUACUGUCAAGGAAGAAUCAGAAUCAAAUCGAGUGGAUGAAAUUACACGGUAGCCUUGCGUCCGAAAUUGGAUCCAACUCUCAACUCUCCAUUAUCAGCAGAUUCUUAAUGCCAAGCUUCAGAGAUCUUUCGAGCACUAUCAAGAGUUGUUUCUUGUACUUCAGUCUUUUUCCCGAAGAUUGCUCCGUCAAGCGAGGAAGGCUAAUUCGCGCAUGGGUUGCUGAAGGAUUUGUGAAGAAAACAGGAAGCAGGACAGCAGAAGAGGUUGCUGAGGAUUGCUUGAAUGAGCUUGUCCAAAGGAAUUUGAUUUCUGUUAGCCAACUGGAGAUCGACGGACGGAUCAGAAGCUGUAGAAUUCUGAACCUCGUUCGUGGGUUUAUCGUUUCAAAAGCUGAGGAGUACAACUUUGCAAAAUUCUUAUGCCACUCAGAUAUCACUUAUCCUUGCGAAAAAAUCCGACGCCUAUCUGUUCAGGAUGCUAGCACCGACUUUGCCGCAAGCGUAAAUUUGGGUAAUGUCCGAACUUCAUUUCUGUUUCAGCAUAAAGACAUCACUCCCUCCAUAAUAAAACAGAUGCUUGAUAAAUUCAGAUUGUUAAGGGUUCUAGACUUGCAAAAUGCACCUUUGGAGGAUUUUCCUGAUGAAAUUAUUGCUCUCAGACUAUUAAAAUAUUUAAGCCUGAGCCAUACAAAUAUUAGGAAAAUCCCAAAAUCCAUAAGGAAGCUUGUAUUGCUGGAAACCCUGGAUCUAAAGCAAACUCGUGUAACCGUGUUACCGUUCGAGAUCCUUAAACUUCCAAACCUGCAUCAUCUGUUAGCGUAUCGUUACGACGUAAAGAACUAUGUCACCUUUGAAAGCGUCCAAGGAGUGGAGUUUCCUGUUGGAAUUGGAAAACUAUGUGCUCUGCAGAAGUUGUCAUUGAUAAAAAUGAACGGAAAUCGCGGAUUUGCUAAAAGCUUGGGAAAUCUGAUCGGACUCAGGAAGCUCGGUCUUACGGGUCUAAGACGAGAAGAUGGAAAGGAAUUGUGCAGAUCGAUUCUGAAAAUGGAGAAACUCUCGACCCUCAAUUUGACAGCAAUAACGGAAGACGAAUAUCUUGAUAUCGACUACAUGCAGUAUCCUCCAUCCUGUCUGCGACAUCUGCAUCUAAAAGGCCGCCUACAUAAGUCUCCAGAGUGGAUUUCCAUGCUUCACAACGUUGUCAGAAUCACCCUGAAGUGGUCGAAAUUGAAUGCGGAUGAAAAUCCUGUCGAAGCCCUCCAAUCUUUGUCAAGUCUGACAGAGCUUCAUCUGGUUGACUGCUAUAAUGGCGACAAGUUCGAAUUCAAAGCGGACAAGUUCAGGAAACUAAAGGUGUUGCAUAUUGAGAAGUUUGAUGAGCUAAACAUGAUUACAAUAGAAACAAAAGCAAUGCCUAUGCUUGAAAAGCUAACCUUUUGCAGGUGCAACAAUCUGAAGAUGCUUCCAUUAGGAAUCUUCAAUCUCUGUCAUCUUCAACAACUACUUCUGUAUAGUAUGCACACCGAGUUCAUUGACAAACUUCAGAAGCACUCCGAAGAUCGUUGGAUGGUUGACCAUAUCAGAAUCAUCCAUUCUUUCACUCUUCAAAAUAACCAAUAUUGGUCACUCCAAAAAAUUUCUUGAGGUGGGCGAAAUGGAAAUGCUGAAACGGUAAAUGCAAACACGAGGAAUGGGCGAAAUAAUUUUUUUUUAUAAAAGUUAUAAAAAUAUAGGUUUCUGAAGUUUUAAAAGUAUAGUUUUCUUGCAAUAUAAGUAAUUAUUUCUUCUUUAAAAGUAUGCCAAUGUAAUUGUUUAAAUUGUUGUUUUUUGGUGUUGUAAGAGCAUCCUCCUUCAGUUUUUACAGUUUGAAACUAUUUGAAAUUAAUAAAAGAAUUAUGUGUGUAAACAAAACUUACAAGAAUGGUCAAUUUCAGAAAAUAACAAGCUAGUAAAGAUCUCACUAUAGUCUAUAUUAUAAAAUUUAAAUUUGCUGCAAGCUUCACAGUUACUCGACAAAGUUGUGCAGUAGUCAGCAAUUGAA
This is a messenger RNA of Mercurialis annua (annual mercury), 3149 nucleotides long. Its product is annotated as disease resistance protein RPM1-like. The record is from RefSeq and is a predicted model, not a curated record. Gene Ontology annotation, molecular function: protein binding; ADP binding. Lineage: Eukaryota; Viridiplantae; Streptophyta; Magnoliopsida; Malpighiales; Euphorbiaceae. Gene Ontology annotation, biological process: defense response to other organism. The coding region runs from base 68 to 2752 and encodes 894 amino acids. The transcript has a single exon.